CAAAUUAAAACUGCAAAGUGAAAAAUUCGACAAACUAAGCCACCCACAUCAUGGAGAUGGAGCUAAGUGCUGCCACGCUCAUCUUCGUCUUCCUCGUCUCCUUGCCAAUUCUCGUAACCUUGCUGCGCCGCAAAUCAACUCCGACCUCCAAGAAGAGGCGGCCUCCAGGCCCGUGGAACCUUCCCUUGAUUGGAAGCCUCCUCCACUUCUCCAAGUCGCAUGCGCCGGUCGUUCUCCGGGACCUGGCCAGCAAGUAUGGCCCUGUGAUGUUCCUCCGGAUGGGCCAGAUCGACACUGUCGUCGUAUCCUCGCCGGCGGCAGCGCAGGAGGUUCUCCGCGAAAAGGAUGUCAUCUUCGCGUCGAGGCCGAGCAUCGUGGCUUCGGAGGUCUUCUGCUACGGAAACCUCGAUAUCGGCUUCUCGCCCUAUGGCGCUUAUUGGCGGACGGUGCGCAAGCUCUGCACGGUGGAGCUCCUCAGUGCAAAGAUGGUGCGGCAGUUUGCACCCAUCAGGGACAACGAGACUUUGUCCCUCAUCAGAAAUAUCCAAGCUGCUGGCCGAGGUGGUGAGCCGGUCAAUCUCGGGAGGCUGCUCUUAUCCUGCUCCAACUCGAUCACGGCAAAGGCGGCUUUCGGCCAGGUCUGCAGCAGCGAGCUCCGGGACCAGUUCCUGUCGUCGAUUGCUGUGGCGAUGAACUUCAGUGGGGGCUUCACCGUCGGGGAUGUCUUUCCAUCGCUGCGCUUCAUUGACACCGUCACUGGGCUGAGGCGAAGGAUGUGGCGACUACGCCGGCAGCUGGACGACGUCUUUGACAAGAUCAUAGCUCGAUCGGAGGCGCAGCGAGGUGAUUCCCUGGUGAGCGUCCUCCUCCGGAUCAGGGACGAGGGGAUGCUGGAAUUCCCCAUCGGCACAACAAACAUCAAGGCAAUUAUAUUGGAUAUGUUCACUGGAGGGACAGAGACGACGUCGUCAGCUGCAGAGUGGAUCAUGUCAGAGCUCAUGAGGAACCCAGAUGUGAUGGCCAAGGCACAGGCCGAGGUGCGACGAGUAUUCGAUAACGUGAGCCCACAAGACCAUGAGGCCAAGAUGGAAGAGCUACACUACAUUAAAAUGGUGAUCAAGGAGAGCAUGAGGCUGAACCCAGUGGUGCCAUUGCUGAUCCCCCAUCUCUGUCAGGAGACUUGCGAUGUAGGUGGGUUCCAAGUCACGGAGGGCACCAGGGUCAUGAUCAACAUGUGGGCUAUGGCAAGGAACCCCGAGUAUUGGCAUGACGCAGAGAAGUUCAGGCCGGAGAGGUUUGAGGAUGGCAUGAUCGACUUCAAAGGCUCCCGGUUCGAGUACUUGCCAUUUGGGGCAGGGAGGAGAAGGUGCCCUGGUGAUACAUUCGGGCUGGCUGCGCUGGAGCUCAUUAUUGCACGCCUUCUCUACUACAUCGACUGGAGCCUCCCAGUCGGGAUGCAGCCUGAUGACAUUGACAUGGAAAUGAUCGUUGGCGCAACAAGCAGGAGAAAGAACCAGCUGCACCUAGUGGCAUCACCACAUAAGGUGGUUCCCGUGCAAUGCUGAUCGGCGGGUUUGUUAGUAUGCUUGCUGGCCAACAUCUACAGUUGUGCCCGCGUACCUCAUAAGGUGCAUGUGCAUGUCUUGUUUGUCCAGUGGGAAAGUACAUGGACAAAUAAAUAUAAAUAACCAUGGUCAAUGGUGUGAGUACCGCUCCGUUGAAGGUACAAGCUAGUAGGACAUUAUAGGAAGUCCAACAUAACAACACACGUCGACCAAUUUGUACUAAAAAUUCCUCCAUCCAUAAUUAUGCAUAUAUUUUUUU
Panicum hallii is the source of this 1824-nucleotide messenger RNA. RefSeq names its product cytochrome P450 99A2-like. The record is from RefSeq and is a predicted model, not a curated record. Bases 51 to 1565 code for a protein of 504 amino acids. Gene Ontology annotation, molecular function: heme binding; iron ion binding; monooxygenase activity. Lineage: Eukaryota; Viridiplantae; Streptophyta; Magnoliopsida; Poales; Poaceae. The transcript has 2 exons.